GGAGCCGGUGUCAAAAUCGGACGAUGGGCGUAGCAUCGCCCCCGUCCAUAUCUCGGAACUUACUUGACUGAUUUCAACCAUAUUCGGUAUGUAAUAUUACCCUGACAUUCCUACAUUACAGUGUGAAAAUAGUCGAAAUCAGACAAAAUCCACGCCCACUUCUCAUGUGAUCUUACUUACCUCACAUGCACAUAUCAUGUGCUUUCCUUUCUCUGGCUCUUUACAGCAGAACAGCUAAUAUCUCAGUUAUUUGACAACUUUGAAAUACUUAAAAGUGAAUCUGUCAUGCGUUAUUACUUUCUUUCGUUUACUGAAUGUUUAUUCUACAUAAUACAUGAGUUCGUCACGAAGAUAGUGUUAAUAGAGUACUGAUCUAUUUAGUUAUAUUUUUGGUGCUAAAUAUUUCACAUGCCCUUAGAAACAAUGAUGUAGGCGAAUUCACAGAAAUCUGUGCAGUCUAUUAGAAGAAUUGAAUGGGAGAGUGAAACACUACACCAUAUUUUCUUAAAACUCAGUAAUUUAAUACGUGAUCUCAAUUUAUCAAAAAAUUAUCGAACAGUUUUGGUCCCAUAUUGAAAGAGAGAAAUUUGUUAUGGAGAGAUUACGGUAAGUCGUGUAAAACAAGGCCUUUUUUAUGAAACAGUUUAAAUAUAUUUUUUACAUUUGAAGAAUAUUCGUUUAAAUUUUAUGGAGAAAUAUAUUAUAUAUAUAGCAUGAUGCAAUGAACGGAGUAGUUUCAAUUUCAUUUGUAAAAAGUUUCUGCAUGGAACCAUACUGGUCAAGGUCGGUAUGAUCGCUGGUCCAUGAAAAGAAAUUGUCAACUGGGAUUUAAUAAAAGAAAAGCUCAUAAAAGGCGUUUUAUUGAAAUAUUAUAUAUCAUACAUACAUAUGUUUUGAACAUUUUUCCCUCUAUUUACUUCGAUGUAUCCUUGUUUUUCAAAAUAAAACUGACGUCAAUAAUAUAUCUGUUUUGUCUCAAGUUUUCCGAUUUUUGUAAGGUAAAGUUUUAAUAAAAAUAAAUUAGAGCCAAUCUUACAAAAACCAUUGAUAAUUUCAUGAAUUGUGAGCACAAAUAUAUCCUUAUAUCGAAUUUAGUUUUACUUUAGAACCACCAAUUUUGAAAAAACCGUACGUAUAAAAUUAAUAUAAUACAAUUUGAAAAACACUUGGACAAAUGUAGAAUAUAUUAGAAAACAUAUUCUUAAUUGUCAAAUAGAAAGAAUUCAAUAAUUGAUUCCUGGAAAGUAUACACAUGUAUAUUUUUCUUCAAACAAAAAUUUUCACAAUACUCGCGUAUCGAAAUAUAUAAAUAUAUAAGCAUUUUUAAAUGGAAGCCAGAAGAGGCAAUCUUCAGGCUCUACCCAAACAGCAAUCAUCGAAAAUGCAGGUCGUAAAAACGACCAGCGAGGUGAGUCUCACACCCAGUCAGGCUGCAGAGCAGGCCAAGAUAAAUGAGAGAAAAAAUCCGUUGGAUGCAUUAAGUCGCUUAUCUUUACGACCACAAGGUGUAGAAAAACGAUCGGGUCUGCAAGAUGUUGAUGACGAAUACUUUAAAAAAAAUAUGUUUUCCCGUACACAUUUAAAUAGACAUGCGGGGCUAAAUGACUCUUAUGAGCUUCAAGGUCACACAAUUUCGAUGGCGCAAGGUGAUGUUUCCCAUACACAAUCGCAGCAGUAUCAAGGCAAACAGCCGUACAAUCUAAAUUCCACUCACGCUCAUCCAACAUCUUUGUCAGCACAACCAAUUCAACAAACAACAGAAAUUUUAUCACAGCAACAAGCUCCCAACCAUCAACCCCAAACAACUUCAGCACCAAUGCAGUUUAAAAAUCAGUUCAAAGAACCACAUUUAUCACAGCCACGAAUUGAGGUCCGAAAUCAACAAACUCAACAACAACAACCUAUACAAUCUCCUGUACCUGCUCCAGAACCGGAAUUGUGCACAACUUGCCCUAAUUGUCAAACAACGAUUUACCUUGUUCGAGGACACGAUACCAGCAGUGAGCCCGCACACGGUUAUACCUCAAACCAACAUGAUACCACUGGUAGCACAACUGCUAAUUAGCACAUUUCUUGGAUUGCGAUCGUUACUGUGCGCUCUUUCAAAAUAUGCAAUUUAUUUUUAUGUCAAGCCAAAUUUUUUUUGUUAUAUAAAUUUUUAUUGUAAAAUGUUUAAUAAAAAUUGUAGCUAUCUUUAAAAUGCACUUUUCAACCUUAA
Molecule: messenger RNA, 2218 nt
Organism: Bactrocera oleae (olive fruit fly)
Lineage: Eukaryota; Metazoa; Arthropoda; Insecta; Diptera; Tephritidae
Gene: Atat
Product: alpha-tubulin acetylase
Biological process (GO): alpha-tubulin acetylation
Cellular component (GO): microtubule
Molecular function (GO): tubulin N-acetyltransferase activity
Source: RefSeq, a predicted model, not a curated record